UCAUGGGAUCUGCUGUGUCCAAUCACAGCUGAUCACUGAUGAUCAGUGUGCCCUGAUGAGCAGUGUAGCCCCAGCAGUGCCACCUGUCAGUGUCCAUCAGUGCCUUGUGUCAGUGCUCAUCAGUGCCUCGUGCCAGUGCCCAUCAGUGCCACAUGUCGGCGCCUACCAGUGCACAUCAAUGCCACAUAUCAGUGCCUAUCUGAGCUGCCUUUCAGUGUCACCCAUCAGUGUUAGUCAUUGCCGCCUAACA
Molecule: messenger RNA, 250 nt
Organism: Staurois parvus
Lineage: Eukaryota; Metazoa; Chordata; Amphibia; Anura; Ranidae
Source: the annotation of a GenBank genome assembly